This is a messenger RNA of Sturnus vulgaris (Common starling), 636 nucleotides long. The record is from RefSeq and is a predicted model, not a curated record. NCBI's taxonomy places the organism in Eukaryota, Metazoa, Chordata, Aves, Passeriformes, Sturnidae.
CCCCUCAACUCCCAGGGUGUGGAGGGAGAUCAGGGAUGGAAAGAGGUUUCCUUGGUGCUGGCCUCCAGCCCUUUGACUCCCCUUUGCUCUCCCCCUGCAGGUACUGUGGGGAGCGCUCCCAGUUUGUGGUGGCCAGUACCACCAACAAAAUCGAGAUUCGGUUCCACUCGGACCAGUCCUACACAGACACAGGCUUCUCUGCAGAGUUCCUGUCCUAUGACUCCAGUGAUCCCUGCCCUGGCAAGUUCACUUGCAAUACCGGCCGCUGCAUUGACAGGAGCAUGCGCUGCGACGGGUGGCUGGACUGCGUGGACGGCAGUGAUGAGAGGUCCUGCAGUAAGUCCAGCCUUGGUUUCCCUUUGACACAGCAUGGGAAAGGCCAUGCUACCCAGGAGUCUGGGUAAUGUGACUCAGUGCUGGCUGGAACCAGCACUGCCACCUUCCUCCAGGCUGGAGUGAGACUCAGUGCGAGAUUUGGAUCCCUUCUCAGCGUUAAGAGCUAUGUGCUCCUGCUAAUCCAGCCCUCUCCCAAUAGCAUUGCCCUCUCUUUCCAGUUCCUUCCAUCGGGGAAUGUGUUUUUCUGUGUAAUCCUGCUGGUUUUAGGUUUGGCUGAGCUGAGUGGUGUGGAGGGGCACC